This is a messenger RNA of Lagopus leucura (white-tailed ptarmigan), 4067 nucleotides long. It is a transcript of the gene FGD3, whose product is annotated as FYVE, RhoGEF and PH domain containing 3. Gene Ontology annotation, biological process: filopodium assembly; cytoskeleton organization. The record is from RefSeq and is a predicted model, not a curated record. Gene Ontology annotation, cellular component: cytoplasm. NCBI's taxonomy places the organism in Eukaryota, Metazoa, Chordata, Aves, Galliformes, Phasianidae. Bases 192 to 2720 code for a protein of 842 amino acids. Gene Ontology annotation, molecular function: metal ion binding; guanyl-nucleotide exchange factor activity. The transcript has 19 exons.
GUCUGAGCAAAGAAGAAAAAUGUGUGUGUCUCUGCUUGAAUACAAGUUGCCCUUGUUCUCCUUUUCAAAUCAAAUGUCACAUUGACUCAAAUCCAGCAUUGGAAGCAUGUGGGGAACUGCAACAUAUCAGCCCGGCGCAAUGUAUCCAUCAGACUGGAAGGAAGCCCAAACCCAAAACUCCACUGGCCAAAAUGCAUCCUCUGCAGAAACCCCAAGUACCUCCUAAGCCUGUCCACCUCAAGCCUGGGCAAGAAAGAAUUCCUCCUGCACCUUCUCGGCCUUUACCAGCUGAUCCCAAGUCAUCAAGGAGCUUAGCACCUGGAGAGGAGGAAAUACCAAUAUCGGCAGGAGUCAACACGCUCAUUGAGAAAUUUGAAAGUAUUAGGCAACCUGUACAUAUUCUUCAAAGGAACCAGCUAAAUUUAGCUCUUAAGAUGGAACCAGGCCUGGACUCAUCCAAACAGUCGAGCUCGUGUGACUGUGACAUGGUAGCUUCCAGCGGCUGUUCAACAAAUGAAAAAAGUGAAGCAGAUGAAAAUGAGCCAGACGUACCGCGCGGUGCGGAUCUAUCCAACACAGACAUAAUGAAAAUUAAAGAGCUAAGCAUAGGCGAUAACAAAAGCCAUGAAGACUGUACUGCUGUGAGUGUGAGCAAAGAACCCUCUAGAGAGCUUGGCAGUAAAGACUCAACUGCAGAACUGAACGGUAAUGGUAAAAUUCCCAACAGAGACAGUGGCAUUGACAGCCCUUCUUGUAGCGUGGCAGGGGAAACUUUCCCCAACGAAGAAGGUGCAGAGCAGAAGAAGCCCGGUGUGUCUGGGAAUCCGGGGGAGAUGGAACCUGACAAAAAGAGCACCAAAUCUUCCUCUGCAGAGCAGAAGAGAGACUCCACACAGGAUGAAGACAGUGAUAUUGAUGAAGGAAGUAGCGAGGAACAAGAAACAGCAGAAGUGCCAAAGUUAGAGUAUAUGGAUAUAAACAAGUGUACAGAGCCCCAAAAGCUAUUCAACAUUGCAAAUGAACUGCUCCAUACAGAAGAAGCGUAUGUUAAAAGACUCCAUCUGUUGGAUCAGGUGUUUUGCACUAAGUUGUCAGAAGCAGGUAUUUCAUCUGAAGUGAUAACGGGCAUCUUUUCAAAUAUUUCUUCUAUCUAUUGUUUCCACGGACAAUUUCUUCUUCCUGAGCUCAAAACAAGAAUUACACAAGAAUGGAGUGUGAACCCACGGUUAGGAGACAUCCUGCAGAAACUGGCUCCUUUCCUGAAGAUGUAUGGAGAAUAUGUGAAGAACUUUGACAGGGCAAUGGACAUGGUGAAUACGUGCAUGCAGAGGUCAUCUCCUUUCAAAGAUGUUGUUCAGAAUAUACAGAAGCAGGAGGUGUGUGGUAACCUGACGCUGCAGCACCACAUGCUUGAACCUGUGCAGAGGAUUCCUCGUUACGAGCUUCUCCUGAAGGACUAUCUAAAGAAACUUCCAGAAGAAUCUCCAGACAGGAAAGAUGCUGAAAAAUCACUGGAGCUCAUAUCUACAGCAGCAAACCAUUCGAAUGCUGCCAUCAGAAAGAUGGAAAAGAUGCACAAGCUUUUGGAAGUCUACGAGAGACUCGGUGGUGAAGAGGAUAUUGUUAACCCAGCCAAUGAGCUCAUUAAGGAAGGACACAUUCAGAAACUUUCAGCAAAGAAUGGCACAGCACAGGAUAGGUAUUUAUUCCUGUUUAACAGCAUGGUGCUGUACUGUGUGCCAAAACUCAGGCUGAUAGGCCAGAAGUUCAGUGUUCGAGAGAAGAUGGACAUUGGAGGACUGCAGGUCCAAGAAAUUGCCAAGCAAAACGUGGCUCAUACAUUUUCAAUAACAGGAAAAAAGAGAUCACUGGAACUACAGGCCAGGACAGAAGAAGAGAAGAGGGAAUGGAUUCAGGUUAUCCAAGCAACAAUUGAAAAGCACAAACAGAACAGUGAAACCUUCAGAGCUUUCAAUAGCUCAUUUUCUCAAGAAGAGGAACAUCUUCCGGAUUCAUCAAUAGCAAGUACGAGCUCUGUGGAAUCGAUGCCAGGAGCAGACAGCGGCGCACUUGGAGGGAGCGAUUCCUGUAGGAAAUCUUCCAAGUCCAAGCGGGACAAGGAGAAGCAGGCGUGCAAGAGCUGCAGUGAGAGCUUUAACUCUAUCACUAAACGGCGGCACCACUGCAAGCAGUGUGGAGCAGUGAUCUGUGCAAAAUGCUCAGAGUUCAAACCACUUGCAGAUAAUAGUCGUCACAAUCGAGUGUGUAAAGAGUGUUUUCUUCAGCUACCACUGAGCCCAUGCAGCCCUGGAGUGGAAGCAGUAGGAGAACAGAAGAAAAGACAAGCUGCAGAGAAGCAAAGCUUAUUAGCACCUGAAAACAGCCUCUUCAGCAGCUACCUCCAGUUCCUUGAAAAAGGGAAGACUUGGUACAAAAUGUGGGUGACCAUCCCCAAGACUGAACCUCUUGUUCUGUACCUGCAAGGAAUUAGCCAGGAUGGACGGGGUCCACGUCCUAUUCCUCUGCCGGGAUACGAAGUCAGUUUUCCAGGUUCUGGUGAGAAGUUUGAAGUGAAGCAUGUCUUUAAGCUCUGCCAGUCCCAGCAAACUAUAUAUUUCAGUGCAGAAGAUGAAGAGCUGCAGCUGAAAUGGAUGGAAAUUCUCGCCAAAGCAGCCAAAGGGGAAACUGAAGAUGUAGCUGAAGGGCUCAACAACCCGUAGAGCAAGUUUCAUUUAGUUUCUUUUGUACAUGCUAUAAACCAUCACUUGAAUUUUGGUAUUCAUGGCACUUUGAAAUCUGUAUGGCUUUAUAUUUUCAUGUGUCUGCAUAGGAAAUUCAGUGGUUUCUCUCCUUUUAUUGUACAUUUCUCACGUACAGUAGUUAUCUGGCAUAUGUUAUGUUAAUGGAGAAGGUAGUUGUAGUUGUUGGUGGUGUUGAUGCUGGUUAAAAGACAAAAAAAAAGACAAGGAGAAAAGCAUUAAUUUUAUCAAAGGUAAUGGAAAACCAUUGGUCUCUUGUUUUCCUAAAUGUAUAUUUUCCAGUCCUUUUGAUUGCUGUUCAGUGCAGGAUGUGUAUAGUCUGUGAUUAGUUCUAUAAAUGCUGCCUCUUAAGUUAAAUGUUGUAAAGGCUUGUGCUGGCCACUGACAUUCCACUCACUGUCCUCUCCCUCCUGGUAAAAGGUCUCUGUGAAGUGUGAGCAACGUUCUGAAUAUUUUCUUUUGCUAAAACUUUGUCUCUGCUAUUUUGAGAUGACCUGUUCACAAGACAAAUACUGUAGAAGGGACUUCUAAAAAUGACUGCAAAACUGUGCAGGGAAGAACAUUAAGAAGCCUCAUUGAUUUUAAGCAUUUAUAAUAUUGUUUUGUUUUCUUUUGAAACCAAUACCUUCCUUACUUCUAUUUGAACCCAUUUUAAUGUAAGUGAACAAAUGUUUUAUACUGCCAACUGGGAUAUGAUCAAUAAACGAGAACAUUUUUAGUACACACAGUACAAAAAGGUGACUUUUUUAUUGCUGUACUGGUUAAUUUAAAAGUGCCCUAGGAUUUAUUUAUAUAUUUUGUAAAUAAUGUUUCAUAAGUAUUUUAAGAAUUUUUAAAAGAUCUGAGCUAAUUAACAGGACUUAGUGCUUAGAAUAAGACAUAUUUGUAUGAACUGAAUUUGUAAUUUAAUUUUCCUGUUCACUUGUAUUUGUCUAAUUUUCAAACUUAAGUGCUUAUCUAUUUAAAUAAAAAUUCGUGCAGUUAACUCCUGAGCCAGAUCUCCAAGGCACAGCAAGCUUUAGGUUGGCAUUUAAUAUAGGUUAAAAAGAGGGAAAAUAAAAACAAAAAUAAGGACUGUGUGUUCCUAGUGGUAGCAAGCAUGUAGUUCUGAUAAAAAUGAAAUAAAAUCUGUCACAGUACUAUAAUUUUUAAAUGGUUUGGUUUAACUUUUGUUUCCUCUUCAGCCUUCUGCAUUUUGUGAUGUUGGUAGAAAGAAAGAGCUGCUCCAUACAGCCAGAAUCGGUUAGAAUUGCUGAAAAUUAGCAGUCUCCAUCAGUGAGUGUAUUUCUUACCUAUAGAGAAGGAUUU